AUGGAGGUUUCUAUGUUCUCUAUUGUCAUCAUUUUUUUUCUUUUCGGUACUACACAUCUUGCAUCAGUUCAACCCCGUCUCCUACUUGAUCGUCAGUCACAACAAGGUGAUAAUCAUGUUUUUAAUUUGCUUAAUCAUGGAGCUGUAGGAGAUGGAAUUACUGAUGAUACUCAGGCCUUUCAAGAUGCUUGGAAUCAAGUCUGUAACUCUUCACUUCCUUAUCCGACCUUACAAGUUCCCAGUGACAAGACGUUUUUGCUACAUCCAGUUGUUCUUGAAGGUCCUUGCAUAUCAAAUAAUGUUACUAUCGAGGUACUGGGAAAUAUGUUGGCACCAAGUGAUACAUCAGAAUGGCAAUGUGAUUAUCAAGAAGGUACUUACAAUUGUCCUUCAUGGCUUACUUUUGAACAUGUGAAUAACCUUUACAUCAAUGGCGGCGAAGGGAAUUUCACCAUCGAUGGUCAGGGUCACAACUGGUGGGAUCUUUCAUGCCACAAAACUAUGCUCAUACUUAGACAUUGCUCCAAUGUGCACAUCAGUAACAUAAAUAUUGUGAACGGCCCUAAUAUGCAUAUCUUCAUUCAAGCCUCAACAUGGAUUUAUACUUCCAAUGUCAACAUCUUUGCUCCUAAGACAAGUCCUAACACUGAUGGUAUACACAUUCAAUACUCCCAGAAUGUCUUUGUACAUGAUAGUAAUAUCGGCACAGGUGAUGAUUGUAUUUCUAUUGGGGAAAGUUCAUCCUAUAUCAACAUUAGCAGAAUCUCAUGUGGGCCGGGUCAUGGAAUUAGUAUUGGAAGCCUGGGUAGAGGUGGAAAGAUUGUGAUGGUAGAAUAUAUUCACGUAAGCGAUGUCGAGUUUUCAGGGACUUCAAAUGGAGUUAGGAUUAAGACCUGGCAGACAAUUUCGGCUGUGGAAAUUAGCAAUGUCACAUACAAUCACAUAUAUGGGACUUCAGAUAGACCAAUAGCAAUAAAAUUUGAUUGCAGUGAUGCAGUUCCUUGCAGAGACAUUUUUGUGAACGACAUAAACAUUCCAAAAACUAAAAAAGGUGAGAAGACAUCAGCUUAUUGUCGGAAUGCUUAUGGAAGAUCUCAAGAUCAAGUUGUUCCUGGGAUACCAUGUCUGAAGUAUAUAUAUAACUGA
Molecule: messenger RNA, 1146 nt
Organism: Telopea speciosissima
Lineage: Eukaryota; Viridiplantae; Streptophyta; Magnoliopsida; Proteales; Proteaceae
Product: probable polygalacturonase At1g80170
Exons: 7
Coding region: 1-1146 (381 amino acids)
Biological process (GO): carbohydrate metabolic process
Molecular function (GO): polygalacturonase activity
Source: RefSeq, a predicted model, not a curated record